AUGGAACUCGGAAAUCCAGAAACCCAUACCUGUGGUGUGAUGGGGGUUGCAGUAGAUGGAAUGAACCAAAUCUUGGUGACUGCAGGGCUGGACGGGGAAAUCCGGUUCUGGGGCUUUAAGAAGCACCAGAAAAUUGACACUUUACAGACAGAAAACUACAUUUCAGGGAUUGUACUGCAUAGGGAAAGCUCGAUGCUGGCUGUAGCAUUGGACAAUUUCCAGAUCUUUGUGGUAGAUUUAGAUACUCGCAGAAUGGUCAGGAAGUUUCAGAGUCACAGUAACAAGGUGACGGGGAUGUCCUUUAGUCCUGAUGCUCGCUGGUUGAUCUCAUCCGCCAUGGAUUGUACAGUCAGAUCAUGGGACUUGCCCUCUGGAAGGUUGGUAGACUGCUUUUCAGUGGAGAUGGCCGUGACCUCUCUGUCGAUGUCUCCGACUGCAGAUUUCCUAGUGACCAGUCAUGUGGACAGUGUAGGGGUGUAUACUUGGUACAACAAGACCCUCCUCUCUCACGUAUCCCUGGCCCCACUCCCAGACGAUUACCAACCACAGGAAGUGGAAAUGCCUGACACACGAUUCACUGGAGGAGAUGACAACCAAAAUGCUGAAGAUGACACGGUGCUGGAUGAUGUAGAUGAUUACGCUUCCCCAGAACAAUUAUCCUCCGAGUUAGUGACCUUGUCUCUUCUCCCUAACUCCCGCUGGCACAACCUCCUCAAUCUGGAUGUCAUUAAGAUGAGAAAUAAACCAAAAGAACCCCCUAAAGUUCCCAAGGCAGCGCCUUUCUUUUUACCCACAAUUCCUGGCUUACAACCCAAGUUUGCCGUCCCUGAAAACACCGAGGAAACAGACAAGAAGAAAUCGGGUCCUGAUCUUUCUCGGUUUAUUUCUCUUGGUGAACUUGGACGUAGACUAGAUGAAGGAAAGGAGAAUCAGAGUGCUUUGGGAUAUCUGAAAGAACUUGGUCCCUCUGCUGUUGAUAACGAGAUUCGAUGUUUAGGACCGGAUGCAGGGGGAUCUGUGACCACUAUGUGCCAGUUCCUUCACUUGAUUAGUCAUGUUCUGGACACCAAGAAAGACUUUGAAGUGGCCAAUGCUUAUCUGGGACUUUUUCUAAAGAUUCAUGGUGAUACAAUAUCCAGUCAUCCUGAACUGGUUGAAGUUCUGAGAGAGGUGAAAGGAAAACUGAAUCAGACGUGGACUUCCAUACAGGAUCUGUUUACCUUGAAUUUAACACUUCUAACCCAUCUCAGGACAGCUAAAAUCUGAGAGAGAGAG
Saccostrea echinata is the source of this 1275-nucleotide messenger RNA. Its product is annotated as WD repeat-containing protein 36-like. Gene Ontology annotation, molecular function: protein binding. The record is from RefSeq and is a predicted model, not a curated record. Gene Ontology annotation, cellular component: Pwp2p-containing subcomplex of 90S preribosome; small-subunit processome. Lineage: Eukaryota; Metazoa; Mollusca; Bivalvia; Ostreida; Ostreidae. The transcript has 9 exons. Gene Ontology annotation, biological process: rRNA processing. The coding region runs from base 1 to 1266 and encodes 421 amino acids.